AUGUUUAUUUUAUUUAUAAUUUCAGAAAUCACUUUUGGAUGUUAGAUUAAUGGUUAUGAAUCAGGUGUAUGUUCACAAAGAGUUUAAAUAUCUGAUGGAGUAGAAUUCUGUAAUAAUGAACUUGAUGAUUAUGUUUGUGUUCCUGAAAUUAGAGUAGUUUAAAACUAGAUAUUAGAAAUUAUGGCCAGACCAUACUAUUGAAAACAGAGACAAAGAAAUUCGAUUAGAUUUCGUGGCCUAUGUAAGAGACAGAUUAGUUUAAGAAAUUAAUGGAGAUGUAGAAAGCGUGUUAAUAAAAGACGAUACUUGUUAUAAAGCAUAUAAACAAUUCUUAUGUAAAUGGAAUUUCCCACCUUGUGAUGCAGCUACAAAUUUGACAAUUCCAAUUUGUCAGAGCUCCUGUACUUCUUAUUAUGAAAAUUGUGGAUUGAAUUUAACACCUUGUCUACAAUAUUUCUAGAAAUUAGUAUAAUUAAUCCAAUUAUUAUUAAGAAACCAGGUUUAGAUUAAAAUUGCUGA
This is a messenger RNA of Paramecium primaurelia, 519 nucleotides long. NCBI's taxonomy places the organism in Eukaryota, Ciliophora, Oligohymenophorea, Peniculida, Parameciidae. The record is from the annotation of a GenBank genome assembly.